AUGGCCUCCACUGUCUUCCUCGCCUUCGCUUUAGCGAUUCUCAGACUUGCUGCCUCUGAGUCUACCCGUGCAAUUGAUUCUAAUUUCCCGGACCCGUGUGUGAUCCAAACAAAUGACGGCUAUUACGCCUUUGCGACCAAUGGAAACGGCGUGAAUGUGCAGGUCGCAUCAUCUUCUGAUUUCUCAUCAUGGGACCUGAUGUCUGGUACGGACGCCAUGCCUGGCCCAUUCCCAUCUUGGAUCGCAUCAUCCCCUGCCAUCUGGGCACCAGAUGUGAUUCAAAGGGCCGAUGGGACGUUUGUCAUGUACUUUUCCGCUGCAUCAAGCGAAGACUCUAGCAAGCACUGCGUUGGCGCUGCUACGUCCACCAGCAUCACUGGGCCGUAUACUCCGGAGAAUAGUGCGUUGGCUUGCCCACUGGAUCAGGGUGGUGCGAUAGACGCGGAUGGGUUUAGCGACGGAGGGAAUUAUUAUGUUGUCUACAAGAUUGACGGAAAUAGUCUUGAUGGUGAUGGAACCACCCAUGCCACUCCUAUCAUGCUUCAGGGUUUGAACUCGGACGCCGUCACUCCAAACGGAGGUUCCACUCAGCUUCUUGACCGGGACGAUGCCGAUGGUCCAUUGAUUGAGGCGCCGAGCUUGGCGAAUGUGGACGGAACCUAUUAUCUGUCGUUUUCUUCUAAUAUGUACGACACGACCAACUACGAUGUCAGCUAUGCUACAGCGUCGGCGCUCACUGGUCCCUAUACCAAAGUCCAGGCGCCGGAUGCUCCUCUGCUUGUUUCUGGGGACCCGAGUAAUGUGGGAAAUCUAGCAGGACCUGGCGGUGCUGACUUUAAUGGGGAUGCUUCGAAGAUUGUCUUCCACGCCUUUGAGAAUGGCCAGAAUAUUGAUGAUGGCCGGGCGAUGUAUGUUGCAGACAUUAGUGUUUCCGGUGGUGUGAUCACUGUCCAGUAG
Penicillium odoratum is the source of this 957-nucleotide messenger RNA. RefSeq names its product glycoside hydrolase family 43 protein. Gene Ontology annotation, biological process: carbohydrate metabolic process. The transcript has 2 exons. The record is from RefSeq and is a predicted model, not a curated record. Lineage: Eukaryota; Fungi; Ascomycota; Eurotiomycetes; Eurotiales; Aspergillaceae. Bases 1 to 957 code for a protein of 318 amino acids. Gene Ontology annotation, molecular function: hydrolase activity, hydrolyzing O-glycosyl compounds.